AUGAGUUCUCGUUUCUUUGCUGCUAGUUUAUCUGACUCCGAGUCAGACGAGGAAUUGCUCAGUUCCGAAGAAGAAGAAUUGCUUAGCUCUUCUGAAGAUGAACAGAUGGAAUCUUCAAGUGAAGAAGACGACGACUUGGAUGAUGACAUGGACGAAGACGAAUCAGACGAAGAUGAUGAUGAGCCAACCGGUCGUAACAAGUUCUUGAAGACCGAAACUCCUCAAAGAAGCGCAGCUUAUUUCUUGAAGGGUUCCAAUAUUCCAGAUUCUGAUGACGAAACCGAAUCCGAAUCUGACGACGAUAACAAGAAAGUGGUCAAAUCAGCCAAGGACAAAUUAUUAGAAGAAAUGAAAAACAGUGCCAAUGAAAUCGACAACGCUGCCGAUUUUGAUGACUGGCUCACCGUUUCCAAAGAAUUCGACAAAUUGAACAAGUUGUUGAUCAGAUCCCAACAACAAAAUAUUCCAACCCCAACUUUCUACAUCAAGACUUUGGCAGAAUUGGAAGAUGUUAUCAUUCUUGUCAGCAAGGAAAACACUAAAAUGAAUGCCGUUACUUCCAAGGCCUUCAAUUCUAUUAAACAGAGAGUUAAGAGAUCAUCCAGAGACUUUGAAGAUUUGAUAAAAAGAUUCCGUGAAAGUCCAGAAGAUAUGCAAAAAUCUGCCACAGUGCCUGCCGUCGCCCCAGCUGGCCGCUCUGCCGCUGCCGAUGAAGAAGAACUUGAUAUUGCUGCUACUUUACGUACCGUCAUUGAAAACCGUGGUAAGAAGAACGUUGACCGUUACGAACAAGUUGCCACUUUGGAAAAAUUGUUGCAAUUUGCUGAGUCUCCAUUCCAAUUUAUCUCAAUUUACUUUUUAUUGAUUCCAACCAGAUUUGAUCUCAGUAUGAACGCCAACUACAUGCCAAUUGAUCAAUGGAAGAAUGCCGAAAAAAAUAUUUCUGCUUUAUUGACCAUUUUGGAAGACAAUCAUGACAAAUACAGAGUUACUGAAAAUGGUGAAGCUGGUCUCGAUUUUGAAAACGAACCACAAGCUAACAAAGAUGGUAUCGUGGAAGUAUUAGGUUCUAUUGCAUCAUUUGUCGAAAGAUUGGACGAUGAAUUAACCAGAUCUUUGUUAGUUAUUGACCCACACUCGAGUGAUUACAUUGUUAGAUUGAGAGACGAAUCUCAAAUGUACAACUUGAUCUUGAGAGCCCAAUUAUACGUUGAAUCUUUGUCCAGUGCUGAUCAAUUGACCAAUCCAUCGAACGAUCAAUUGUUCAGAAUUAUCUUGAGAAGAAUUGACCAUGUUUACUUCAAGCCAAUCCAAUUGAUCAACUUCAAUGAAAAGACCGCUUGGAAUGCUUUGAAAGAUGGACAAGAAUCUUUUGUCGUCAAAUCCACUUCCACUUAUGAUAAGGAAUAUGCCGAUGGAUUAGUUAAUACUUUGUGUUCAGUGCUAUACCGUCAAUCCAACUCUGUCUACAGAAAGAAGGCAAUGCUUUGUCAUAUCUACUACUAUGCUUUCAAUAACCAAUACUUCAAGGCCAGAGAUAUGUUGUUAAUGUCACACUUGCAAUCUACCAUCCACUCUUGUGAGCCAGCCAUGCAAGUCUUGUUUAACAGAACUUUGGUCCAACUUGGGUUAUGUGCUUUCAAGGUUGGCUUGAUUGAUGAAGCUUUCCAAACUUUGCAAGAAAUCGCCACCUCUAGCAGACAAAAAGAAUUGUUGGGUCAAGGUGUUCAAAGAUACAAUCAACAAUCAUCCACAACCAGUGUUGCUGCUGACAGACAAAGAUUGUUACCAUUCCACAUGCAUAUCAACUUGGAGUUAUUGGAAGCUGUGUUUUUGACUUCUUCACUCUUGAUUGAAAUUCCUCAAGCCGCACAAACCGGUAAUAACAACUACAAUAAGAAGGCGUCCACUAAAUCUUUCAGACGUGCUCUUGAGUUCCAUGAAAGACAAUUCUUCCAAGGUCCUCCUGAAAACACCAAGGAUUACAUUAUGUACGCCGCCAAGAGUUUACAAAUGGGUGACUGGAAAAAGGCUACCAAUUACAUCAAAUCCGUGGAUAUUUGGAAGUUAUUUGUCAAUGGUGACGCAAUCAAGAAGAUGAUUGAAGAAAAAUUACAAAUCGAAGGGUUGAGAACUUACUUGUUCCAAUUUAGAAACUAUUACACCAAGUUAUCCAUUGGCAAAUUGGCAGAAAUCUUUGAAUUGAAAGAAUCUAAAGUGUCUGCUGUCUUAUCCAAGAUGAUUUUCAAAGAAGAGAUCUUGGCUGCUUUGGACCAAAAGACCUCUUCAGUCUACUUUAUCCAUGGCCAUGAAUUGAAUAAACCUCAAGAAUUGGCAUUGGUGUUGGCUGAAAAAGUCGGUCAAUUGGCAGAAAAGAACGAACGUUUGGCUGCCGGGGGUCACCAGCAGCAAUCCACCGGGUUCAAUUCCCAAUCCCAUGGGUCUAAUGGUAACACCUCCCGUAACCACCACAGUCAAAACUUCAAAAUCAGCUCCUCUAAUUCAGGUAUCAUUGCUGGUGCGUUGAAUGGUAUGGAUAAUAAAGGGAACAAUAGAAGACAAAAAAGAAACAAUAAAUAA
This is a messenger RNA of Saccharomycopsis crataegensis, 2580 nucleotides long. RefSeq names its product translation initiation factor eIF3 core subunit c (gene NIP1). Gene Ontology annotation, cellular component: eukaryotic translation initiation factor 3 complex. Bases 1 to 2580 code for a protein of 859 amino acids. Gene Ontology annotation, molecular function: translation initiation factor binding; RNA binding; translation initiation factor activity. The transcript has a single exon. NCBI's taxonomy places the organism in Eukaryota, Fungi, Ascomycota, Saccharomycetes, Ascoideales, Saccharomycopsidaceae. Gene Ontology annotation, biological process: translational initiation. The record is from RefSeq and is a predicted model, not a curated record.